Zingiber officinale is the source of this 3752-nucleotide messenger RNA. RefSeq lists its product as uncharacterized. Lineage: Eukaryota; Viridiplantae; Streptophyta; Magnoliopsida; Zingiberales; Zingiberaceae. The transcript is spliced from 8 exons. The record is from RefSeq and is a predicted model, not a curated record. The coding region runs from base 2267 to 3526 and encodes 419 amino acids.
UAGAAUAUUUGCAUAUUAAUAUAUUAUUGUUAGUUUAUUUCGUUCGUAACAAUUGUUUGUUUAUUAACAAUCGUUCAGAUAUUUGCCCAUGUGAAAUAUAGUAUUCUUUUAUCCCGAAAUUAGUUUCAGAUAACUGGUGUCGAUGUGCCCAUUUAGAGGAUUGGUUCCUCUCACCUUAUUCAGUAAGUGGUUUAGGUUGAUAUCAUUCUCGUAUAUCUUUAAAUUAAGGAUAGAAAUUGAAAAGAGGAGAAUCAAUAGUUGAUUUAGAAUACUGAUCAGCAACACAGAUUCCCGAGUCCCAUGUGCAAGAGGCCUUCAGUUUUCUGUCGAGUGGAUAAAGAAGAAGACAUGUUUGUUCCAUCAGCAAAAAUUUCUCGCAGAGGCCUUGAGGUAGGCCCUCCAAAAGAUAACUUCAUGACUAUGAUACUCCAUUGCGCAAGAAAGGCAGGUAAUUAAAUUACAUGGGUGUCAGAUAGUGUUUUCUUUACACUUCUAUAUACAUAAUUUAGAACUUGCUUGUUAUUUAUGCAUACAAAUAAAACAAGAUCUGCAGAAGUGCAAGAUGAAACAGUGUUGUGCAUUUAUGUAUAGUUAUCUUCACAGACAACCAUGUGCUCCAACUUCAUCUACAUGUAAGAAAAAUCAUGUGGGCUAAAGAGUCUUUAAAUAGAUGCUAUGAUGAGUGUGCACUAUGAAAAAGCUAGAGGGAAAGAGGAAAGGGAAUAAUGCAGCUUUAAGAAUGGGCUUAAAUGGGAUAAGAUUCACUUUAUCAGGGCCUUGCAAAGAAGCUUUGUUAACUACAACUCAUGGCACCAAAAGAAACAAUAGUCUCCAUGUUUAAGUGACUUUUAGCUUAAAAGAAUCCUCCUUUUUCUUUUUAAACACUUUGUGCCAAUUGAAGCUUAGGCAGACGAGAUUCUUCGAUGUGGUACAUCAAUGGUGGAUGACCCAACUCAACUUUGUUGCUAGUGGACAGAGAAAAUUAUUUAUGAAUUUUUUGCUUUAAUUUUGUAAUCCAUAGUUGGAUUUUUUUUGUCAGUUGCGACUGUUGUAAUCUGUAAAAAGGAUCACUUUCCAGGUUUUAGCUUUGGCAGAGCUUGUUUGAUCUCUCUCAAUAGACUUGGCAUUAGAACUGGCUAUGAUUGAUCUGCAUUGCCGCAGCUCAUGCUUGGCAACAAUCAUGGAGAAGGUAAGAUCGAUUUCAGAAUCAAUCACGUAGAAUCCUUAGCAUUUUAUGGUCAAAGCACAACCACUGCAUGACUGCAGCCGCGACUAUUUUACACUAUUCGCCCAUGAUUUCAAUGUCUCCAAGAUUUAUUUUUUAGUUCAUCACGUCCAACAUGAACUUCUGUGUCAGUAUUUUAAAGGACACAGAUCAGGCACAUGUAUUAGAAGAAAUAAUAGCUCCAAAGCAUGAUGUUUAGAAGACGCUAAAAAAGUUUUCACCAUCAUAACUUUGUCUUUUUUUCAUUUGUUUUGCUUAAACUAUUAGCAUGCUCUGUUCUGCUUCAUUAUUUACAGGCUUCUUCACAGAUCUUCAUGCCGCCACUGUCCAAUUAACUAUACUGCCAAACAUCAGUCAAACUUUGAUAGAAAAUUUCCAGGUCUGUUCAUAGAUUAUUACAUUAAUAUCUUCGAGUUUGUCAGCAUGGAUCCAUUUCCAUGAACACAGGAUAGCUUCAACCAUUGAAGCUCACCGAGCGGAUCCAAGGCCGAAGACAGUACGUUGCAUGCACGUGAGGAGCCCAGGUAGCACGUGUCUACCCCCGGUGGGUGGGAUUCGAGGCGGCAGAGAAAUUUAAGCGAGCGCUGUAGGAGCAGUAAAAAGCGUGCUGUGGAUGGGAAAAGCGAAGCAGAGAGAGAAGCGAUGAACCAUUCAGCUUUUUUACUUGGAGGACGAGGGAAGAAGACAGACGCCGCUGCGUUAACGUAUUCUGAUGCGGUAUAUAAUAAUGACGUUACGUCGCUGCUAAAAGGACUCUGAGACUGUGUGUGUGAGAGAGAAAGAUAGAGAGAGAGAGAGAGAUAGGCGCGGUGGAGACGCCCAAGCUUUCGCAUCUUUUCUGGGCUUCUCUGCUCUGCUCCACGGUCACGGAGUCUACCUUUCUUCGACUCAUCACCUGGUCUGCUUUCCCUCCUCUUUUUCCUUCUCUUGAAGAGAGAAAAGGAACGGACUUUGUGGAGAAGUUGAGAGGAAGUGAAGUCUGCAGAUUGUAGUUUUAUUUUGAGAUAAAGAGUUAGAAAAUAGCAGGAGAGAAGGAGGUGGAUGGCGGAGCUUGUUUGCAGGAGGCGCUGGUUGUUGUGGUUGUUGGUGCUGGCGGCCGCAGCUGUCCAUUUACCGUCCGCCGCUGCCGUGAGCGGUCGCCCGGCUGCGAGGCAGAGGCUGGAGGUGCAGAGACAUCUCAAGAGGCUCAACAAGAAGGCCGUUACGAGCAUCAAGAGUCCUGAUGGAGAUAUGAUAGACUGUGUGCACAUCUCUCACCAACCAGCCUUUGAUCAUCCUUUCCUCAAGAACCACACUAUCCAGACCAAGCCAGCUUUCUACCCAGACGGCCUACUGUUUGAUGAGAGCAAGACUACAUCAGAGAACAAGAGCCCCUCCAUGGCUCAGUUAUGGCAUCAGAAUGGGAGGUGCCCUCAGAACACCAUCCCCAUCAGAAGGACAAGGAAGGAUGAUCUGCUGAGGGCCAGCUCCGUUAAACGAUAUGGCAAGAAAAAACACAGGAGCCUCCCAAAUCCAAUGUCAGUUGACCCUGACCUUCUCAAUGAGAGUGGUCAUCAGCAUGCGAUUGCUUAUGUAGAGGGGGAUUCCUAUUAUGGAGCGAAGGCGACCAUAAAUGUGUGGGAGCCAAAGAUUGAGCAGCCCAAUGAGUUCAGUUUGUCUCAGCUCUGGAUUCUGGGCGGCUCCUUUGGGGAGGACCUCAAUAGCAUUGAAGCUGGUUGGCAGGUUAGCCCAGACCUGUAUGGGGAUAACAACUCAAGGCUGUUUACUUACUGGACUAGUGACUCUUAUCAAGCAACAGGCUGCUACAACUUGCUCUGCUCUGGGUUCAUUCAAAUUAGCAGUGAGAUUGCAAUGGGCGCAACAAUCUCUCCGUUAUCCAAAUAUAGAGGUUCCCAAUAUGAUGUUAGUAUACUUGUUUGGAAGGAUCCAAAAGAAGGGCAUUGGUGGAUGCAGUUCGGGAACGACUACGUGCUUGGCUACUGGCCGUCGUUCCUCUUCUCAUACCUAGCAGACAGUGCCUCCAUGAUCGAAUGGGGAGGUGAAGUAGUGAACUCAGAGCCGGAUGGCGAGCAUACCUCCACUGCAAUGGGCAGUGGUCAUUUCCCUGAAGAAGGAUUCAGCAAGUCGAGCUACUUCAGGAACAUUCAAGUUGUCGACGAAUCAAAUAGCCUGAAGGAUCCUCGAGGAAUCAGCACAUUCACCGAGCAGUCCAACUGUUACGAUGUGCAGACGGGCAACAGCUAUCGAUGGGGGCACUUCUUCUACUACGGUGGUCCUGGAAAAAAUUCCAAUUGCCCAUAAAAACCACUGAAUUCCCUCUGUACAUUUAGGCAUUAUAUAGUUUUGGUUUUGCGAUCCUUUGUGGUUUUAGCCGUCUCUCAGUGGAAGAGCUCAGAGAGUUGGGAAAAAAAAAUUCGGGUUUCUCUAAGAGAAAUUGCCCUGUUUUAGGGUAUCGCUCUUGUAACUCUUUCUUCUGAAUCAUUUGUCCAGUUUUAUCAUGGUAGCGAAUGAGGUAGUUUCUGCUUAA